Molecule: messenger RNA, 2487 nt
Organism: Alosa alosa (allis shad)
Lineage: Eukaryota; Metazoa; Chordata; Actinopteri; Clupeiformes; Clupeidae
Gene: pdpk1b
Product: 3-phosphoinositide dependent protein kinase 1b
Exons: 14
Coding region: 112-1728 (538 amino acids)
Biological process (GO): peptidyl-serine phosphorylation; intracellular signal transduction
Molecular function (GO): ATP binding; protein serine/threonine kinase activity
Source: RefSeq, a predicted model, not a curated record
GGUAACAUUGUUGUGGAAUGACGUCACAGCUGGAAAAUGAAGGCGCAGAGGCAGCCAUGACUACAAGCUCUGUAAUUAUUUAAUCCAAAUAAAUACUCGCGGAAAACUUCCAUGGCAAGAGCCACAAGUCAAAUUUAUGAUGUUGCACCCCUCCACUCCUCUGUUGUUCACUGCCCCUGUCCAUUCAUGGUAAGAGGUCAGCAGGACACGCCACGUCUCCCAGGCAACAGCAUGGAGGGUCCAGUUGCACCUCCCCAGCCCGCCCAACCGAAGAAGAAGAAGUCUGAGGAUUUUAAAUUUGGCAAAAUCUUGGGAGAGGGCUCCUUCUCUACUGUUGUCCUUGCGAAGGAACAUACAACAGCGAAGGAAUAUGCCAUUAAAAUCCUGGAAAAGCGUCACAUCAUGAAAGAGAAGAAGGCCCAGUAUGUGAAGAGGGAGAGAGACGUAAUGUCAAGCCUCGAUCAUCCCUUCUUCGUCAAACUCUAUUUCACUUUUCAGGACGAAGAGAAACUCUACUUUGGCCUGAGUUAUGCUAAAAAUGGGGAGUUACUGAAAUACAUCCGUAAGAUCGGCUCAUUUGAUGAGACGUGCACAAGAUUCUAUUCAGCUGAGAUUGUGUCUGCGCUGGAGUACCUACAUGAGAAAGGAAUAAUACACAGAGACCUCAAGCCUGAGAAUAUUCUGCUCAGUGAGGAGAUGCACAUUCAGAUCACCGACUUUGGCACAGCAAAGCAGCUCUCCUCAGACUGCAAGCAGGCAAGGGCAAACUCUUUUGUUGGAACAGCUCAAUAUGUGUCCCCAGAGCUUCUGACUGAGAAAUCUGCCUGUAAAAGCUCUGAUCUUUGGGCACUGGGCUGCAUCAUUUACCAGCUCGUUGCUGGGUUACCACCAUUCAGAGCUGGAAAUGAGUACCUAAUAUUCCAGAAGAUUAUUAAAUUGGAGUAUGAAUUCCCUGAGAAAUUCUUCCCCAAAGCCAAGGAUUUGGUAGAACGACUCCUGUCCUUGGAUCCUGCAAAGAGAAUUGGUUGUGAGGAAAUGGGUGGGUACGAACCUAUUAGGUCUCACCCCUUCUUCGAGUCAGUUUCUUGGCGAGACUUACACCUUCAGACCCCACCCAAACUCAACGCUUACUUGCCUGCUAUGUCCGAAGAUGACGAGGACUGCUACGGCAACUACGAUGACCUCCUCAGCCAAUUCAGCAAUAUGCAGGUGACUCCGGCAGUAGAGGGCUCUUCCCCGGCCCCCCCUGCUCCCGGCCCUAGUCCCGCUCCCAUCUACAACCCGACCCUAUCUGUGGAUCAGUUCAUUCACGACCUGGACAGCAACAGCAUGGAGCUGGACCUGCAGUUUUCUGACGAGGAAAAGCGCUUGCUGCUUGACAAACAGUGUGCCGCCAACCCAUGGCACCAGUUUGUAGAGAACAAUCUUAUUUUGAAGAUGGGCCCCGUAGACAAACGCAAGGGCCUUUUUGCACGGCGAAGGCAACUACUCCUAACUGAGGGUCCUCAUCUGUACUAUGUGGAUCCGGUCAACAAGGUUCUAAAGGGGGAGAUUCCCUGGUCUCCAGAGCUUCGGCCAGAAGCCAAGAACUUCAAAACGUUCUUUGUUCAUACGCCUAACCGGACAUACUAUCUGAUGGACCCCAGCGGAAAUGCUGACAGAUGGUGCAAGAAGAUCCAGGAAGUCUGGAGGAAGAUCUACCAUAAGCACCAGAACCCUGGCCUAUAGGAGUGCAGAUCCUCCUUGGCCACACCUCCCUGCAUCCCUCUCGGCCAAUUACAGAACAGAGACGGUCCCAAAACUGCACCUUCAACUAGUGCAGUUUCUAGAGUAGACUCCAUCUCCUCAUUUUCAUUGUUGCUCUCUUCCUUCUAUCCUCUACCCUUAGUCCCCUCUCUCACAGUGCAUCAGAAUACUCUGGAAUACUUUUUUUUCCUUUUUUCUUUCUUUGUGAUCCCAUUCUUGCUUUCCUGUAUGCCGAGUAAUUUUUUUUAGUGCACAGGUCCGAUCUAAGGUAGUGUGGCAUUUGGAAGUUAGGGUAGUGUGGCAUUGAGUCGGUAGUCUUGAUGUUUCUCCAUUUUCCUAGAGUUUCACACUUACCGACCCAGCCAGAUGAGAUGACUUAUAAAGUAGAAGUAAUUAUGAAAUAUGAACUCUCAUCCUUAUGUCAUCACAUUUUCUGGAUUGUUCCUCUGCCCUCUCAUUUUCCCAUACCUGUGUGUAACUUCUGUCAUUAACUUCAGCCUCCUCCAAGAACACAAAAGCCCCACCCUCAGCUCUGAUCUGAUUGGUCACCAUUAGAAUAAGGCGGGUCCUUUCCCUUCAUUGGCCACCAUUGAUGGUCUUACUGAUAUGAUUGGAUGAGUGUUUAGAAUGUUUUCUGGUCUUCAUUUUGUCCCUUCCUCCAAACAGCCUCAUCCUGAACAAAACCCACCCCAGGAGCAAAACCUAACUGUAACACCCAUGCGUCCCAAUCAUCCAAUCACC